Messenger RNA from Rotaria sordida, 2352 nucleotides. The record is from the annotation of a GenBank genome assembly. NCBI's taxonomy places the organism in Eukaryota, Metazoa, Rotifera, Eurotatoria, Philodinida, Philodinidae.
AUGAGUGUUCCAGUUGCACCUGAACGUAAAUCAUUAUUACCUUUACGGUUACCAGCACCUUGUGUAGUUGCUCCUCGUCCUACAAUACCGAUGCCAUCAGUUUGUGAAAAUAAUCCUAAAUCAUCAUUAACUGUUGGCAAUCGUGUUUUAGUAAAUGGACUUAAAAGUGGUAUUCUUCGUUAUAUAGGUACAGUAAAAUUUGCAGAUGGACAAUUUUGUGGUGUUGAACUUGAUCAACCAGAUGGAAAACAUGAUGGACAAAUAAAAGAUGUUCGAUAUUUUCAAUGUCCACCAAAUCAUGGAAUAUUUGUACCUUGUGAUAAAGUUGUUUUAGCACCUCGAUUACGAACAUCAUUAUCACAAAGACCAAUAAGCCGUUUGAAGCCUCCAACAAUGACACGUUCAAUGACACAUUCAUCAGAAAUUAAUAAAAUUGAACAAUCGAAAUCUGUUGAAUUACCUGAUCUUUUAGCAAAUACAACUUCUCAACCGGUGAUACUCAAUAAUUCAAUUGUCAAUGAUCAUCAUGAAAUUAUCAUACCAAUCGAACAACCACAAGAACAGACGAUCGAUGUUAUUGAAUCUAAACUUGAAUUUCAACCACUAACAACCGAUGAACCUUCAGAAACAAUAGAAGCUGAUUUUACUGAUAGUGUAUCAUUAAUAUUACAUCAACUACAACAAGAAAAACCUAUUGAAACACGUUCUUCUUCAAUAAUAAUUAGUGAAGAAGAUACUGAAGAUGAUGAUGAUGAUGAAUUAGAUAAUGAAAGUAUUAUUGAAUCUACAAUUAAUGAAAAAAUAGAUACAACUUGUCAUUCAUCAUCACCAUCAUCUUCUAUUUGUAUUUCAAUUGAAUCAACAAAAUUUGUUCAAACAGAUUUAUCAUUUCAUUUCAAUGAUAAUAUUUCAUUUACAAAAAAUGAAUUAAUAAAAAAACAAAAAUCUAUUUUAAAUUUAUCAACAUCAAUUAAUAAAUUAGAAAUUAAGAAAAAAGAUGAACAAACAAUUAUUAAUAAGAAAAAACCAAUUAUUCAAUCAAUUAAAAAAAAUGUCGAACAACGAUCCAUUCCACCAUUAUCUAAUACAACAAAACGACCAAUUAUUUCUACAAUACCUCGAAAGUCAUCAAUCAUACUACCAAAAAAAGGACCACCAUCUAAAAUUCCACUCAAUGCUGCACAAUCGGUGACUUCACUAUCAUCAUCACAAUCGAAACAUAGUCUAUCACUUUCAUCAUGUAAUUCAUUGAACAGUAGUCAGUCAGAUUUAGGAUCGAUAAAUAAAAAUUCAAAUAUAAAAAAAACAUCAGAUACAAAUCAAAAUAUUUUUCAAUCAAGUGGCAUUCCUUCAAUUAAUUUAGAAAAACAAAUCGAUCAAUCUCGUGAUCAGUUGAAUACACUUAAUCAACAAAUGGCAAUUCAAAAAAGUCUUAAUCAAUCUCUUGAAAUUACUAAUCAACAUUUAAAAAAAUACUAUCAACAUCUACUCAAUCAAUUUGAUCUUAUGCAUAUUUUAAGUCAAUAUUAUAUUAAUGAAAAUGAACAAAUUAAAGAACAACAUGAAAUUCAACUAUCGAAAGCUCGAACAACAAAAGAUCAAUUAGAAAUAUCCAUUGAACAUUUACAAACAUAUCAUAAAAAUGAAUUAUCUGUAUUAGAUAAACGUUAUCAUAGUCAAAUUGAAACAUUAAAUAAAACACAUGAACAAAAAUUAAAUGAAUAUAAACAAAAAAUGAAUCAUUUAUUACAUGAAAAAAAUGAAUUAGAAUCUUGUUGUUCAUUAUUACAAGAAAAAGUUGAUAGUUUUUUAACUGAAAUGGCUAAUAGUGAACAUGCCGAUGUUUUAUUAUGUCAUGUUGAAACAUUAGAAAAAGAUCGAACAAGUUUACAAACUGUACUUGAACUUAAAACUAAAGAAAUUACACAAUUACGAACGAAACUUAAUGAACAAGAAAUUCGACUUCAUGAUGAACAAGCAUUAAGAAAACGUGUUGAUAUGGUUGAAAAUAAAAAUCAAAAUCUUGAAUAUCUUCUUCAACAUAAAAAAUUAAGUGAAAAAUCUGCUAUAGCUGAACGAAAUGAAUUAAAAGAACAAGUAAUUCAACUUGAACGAGAUAAUUGUCAAUUAAAAUUUGAAAAUGAAACAUUACGUUAUCGUCUUCAUGAACGAUCAUUAUCGAUUUCCAUACCAUUAAAUAAUCAAAUUAUAUUUCCAAAUAAAUCAAUAACUAUUCCUAUACAAAAAUUACAAGGUCGAAAUCGUGCAUGUAGUUUAUCAUCAAUUAUAAUUAUUGCACAUAAGAAUGAAUGCAUUACUCGUUCGUUAUCAUCAUUGAACUGUAUUUCUUAA